AUGGCUGCAGUGCCAAAUGACGACAAGCCAGAGCCCGUGCCGCUCGACGAGGCGGCCGUCGUUCCAGAGGUACCUGUCAAGGGCGAGGUCGAAGUUCCGUAUAGUAUCUACACCAACAGGGAGAAAUGGAUGAUUGUUGCCAUGGUGGCACUAGCAGGCUUCUACAGCCCUCUGCCAGCAAACAUCUACUUCCCAGCCAUCCCCACACUGGCUCGCGCCUUUGGCAAGUCGGCCGACGACCUCAACCAAACCGUUACCGUGUACCUUGUCUUCCAAGGCAUCAGCCCUAUGCUAUGGGGCCCCAUCAGCGACCGCUACGGCCGCCGUCUCGUCUACCUAGUCUGUCUAAGCAUUCUCGUCGCCUCCAGCAUCGGCCUAGCGCUAUGUCCCACCAACUCCUUCUGGCUGCUUCUGUUCCUACGAUGUUUCCAAUCGGGCGGUAGCGCCAGCACCAUUGCCCUGGGCGCGGGCGUCAUUGGCGACAUUUCGACGAGCAAAGAACGAGGCGGCUACUUUGGCAUGUUCAAUCUCGGUCCCAUGCUCGCGCCCUGCAUCGCACCCGCCAUUGGAGGUGCCUUGUCGCAGGGCCUCGGCUGGCGCUCCAUCUUCUGGUCCAUUGUCAUCAUGGUCGCCGUCUGCCUCUUGUGCAUUGCCCUCUUCCUCCCAGAAACACUGCGCUCCAUCGCCGGCAACGGCAGCAUCCCCGUGCCCCGCAUCCAACGCGCCAUCAUCCCCAUUGUUGGCCAAAAAGCCACGAAAGAGGCUUUCGACCCUGAGACGCGCACCAAGCCAAAGCACUCAGUCAACCCCUUUGUCCUCUUCACCUACCCAGACGUCAUCGUCCUGCUCACCUUCACGGGCCUAGUCUAUGCCGUCAACUACACCAUCACCGCCACCAUCUCCUCGUCGUUUGCCAAAAUCUACCCUCAGCUCUCCCAAACAGCCCUCGGACUAUGCUACCUCCCCGUCGGCGCAGGCAUGAUCAUCGGCUCCACGCUAACGGGCAAAAUGCUCGACUGGGAAUACGCACGCAUCAAAGCCCGCUGCGGCGACAACUUUACCAUUGAGCACGCCCGCCUCCGCAUCAUGCCCUUCUACCUCUCCCUCUUCAUCGUGUGCGUCAUAGCCUGGGGCUGGACCAUCCAGGCCCGAGCACACAUUGCCGUUCCGCUUAUCCUCGGCAUCCUGCUCGGCUGGACCUCCAUCGGCAUCCUCAACACCACCAUGACACUCAACAUUGACAUUCUGCAAUCCCGGAGCUCGGGCGCAACCGCCUGUACGAACCUCGUGCGCUGCUCGCUCGCCGCCAUCCUCGUCGCUGUCAUCGAUCGCAUGACAAGCGCCUGGGGCGACGGCUGGACAUAUACCUUGUGGGGCGCCAUCUGCUGUUGUUUGUUGCCGCUCAUGUUCCUCGAGAUCAGAAUGGGGCCAAAGUGGAGGAAGAGACGUGAGGCAAAGGAGCUGGAUAACGCUUGA
This is a messenger RNA of Exserohilum turcica Et28A, 1476 nucleotides long. RefSeq lists its product as uncharacterized. Gene Ontology annotation, biological process: transmembrane transport. Bases 1 to 1476 code for a protein of 491 amino acids. NCBI's taxonomy places the organism in Eukaryota, Fungi, Ascomycota, Dothideomycetes, Pleosporales, Pleosporaceae. The transcript is spliced from 2 exons. The record is from RefSeq and is a predicted model, not a curated record. Gene Ontology annotation, molecular function: transmembrane transporter activity.